AUUUUUUAUCUCCAGUCCCAGCUGGUGACUCCUUACACACUGUAGAUGAAUCCUCUUCCUCCGUCACCAUGCUUGCCCUCUCCUGGCACAUCCCUCACUCCUGUCUCACGUGACUCAUUCCUUCUGUUUCAGGGUCCUGCCCAAACCAGACCUUCCCGCAACCUCAACUCAUUCCCGGGUCAAAAUCCUUGCUAGAUAUUUGGAGCAUUAGUACUUCUCUUGCAAAGCACACAUCACUGUGCUAAUUUUAGAAGUAUUUGUCUCAUCUUUGCUGACAGUCUGUUUCCGCUACUGGGCUGGAAACCCUGUGAGAAGGGCAAGAACCCUGGGAGUCUCAUUCAUAGCUGUAACCCCAGUGUCAUCAAUGACCUGGCACACAGAAGCUGCUUUUUUUUUGCAAGAAUGAAUGAAUGAAUAAAUGAAUGAGUGCAUUCUCUGUCUCUCCCUGGCUGCCACCCGCGCCUUACCUCUUCUGGCCACCUAUGUUCUGCUGCCCUAGAAAGAGUCAAAGAACAGCUGUGUCCCCCCUGAGGUCCAUUAACAUUUCUGAGCCUACCUCCCACUCACAUUUUAAGUUUUCUCAUUUCCACAGACUUCACUUUUAGAACUGGGCAUGGGCUGGCUACCUGCAGCUGGGGGCUCAAUGCUGGACUUUUCCUCGGGUGUGGGGGUUCACUUCCAGAUUAGACUGGAAGUUCCCUGAGGGCAAGGACUCUGCUUGGCACAGAGCCAGGUGAAAAAAUCUUUGCUCAAUGCGGGAGCCGAUAGACAUGGAUUGAAGGUGAGCGGCUCCACACUGUGGCUGAUGGCUGAGCUCUAAGUCAUGGGAGGCAUCCAUGGUGAAGAGCCCCUGCUCCCAAGAUCCCCAGAUGGGGAACUUCUUUUUCCUGUGGACAGAGUGCCUUCUCGGGAUUUUCCAGCACCAGCCCCUGAGAGCACCCCAACCCUGCUCUGAACGAGGCCUGCGUUGGCCUGGGCUGCAUGGUUACCUCCGUCACUGGCUCGCUGCGUGCCCUCGAAUGUUCUCCAUGGAGACCAAGAACUUGGCUGAUUCCUGGGACAGUCCUGCAUGCCUUUUACACAUGGAGAAGCCAGGUCUGUGGAGAACACAAGACUGGUCCACGGGCAGGUGGCAGGUGACCUGAGGCUUCUAGGUCCCCAGCACCAGGCAGCCUGGCUCCUCAAGAGAGCCGCUGGAGCCCUGGCCUGGGUGUGGCCCCACAGCAGGCCGGGCGAGGCUGCCGGGUGCCCAGCGAUGGGAGCACAGCGGGCUUUUGUGCUCCAUGGGCACCGCCCCCUGGCUGGCCCCACCCCGCUCUCUGGAGAGCCUUUACCUACCCGCCCAACUCCUGCCAAUAGCUCUGCCAGCUUGUCCUCAUUCUGCACUCAGAGUUGCUCUCCGACCAGCGCUGGGGCCCCUGCACGACAGUCCUGCUGCCAGACUCCACAGGUCCCCUCCCCCAGGCUGAUCAUUAACCUGGAGGCUGUAUAAGGGACCAACAGCCCGGGCAGGAGGGACACGUUGCAGCUGCCACUAUGGACGGUAGCACCUGGAGCCCCCCGGCCACGACCACCGCCGAGCCCCUCAAGGCCCAUGAGCGCAUCCGCAAUGCGGCUGACAUCUCUGUCAUCGUCAUCUACUUCGUGGUGGUGAUGGCUGUCGGACUGUGGGCCAUGUUUUCCACUAACCGUGGGACUGUUGGAGGCUUCUUCCUGGCAGGACGAAAUAUGGUGUGGUGGCCGAUUGGAGCCUCUCUGUUUGCCAGCAACAUUGGAAGCGGCCACUUUGUGGGACUGGCAGGGACCGGAGCAGCUGCAGGAAUUGCCACUGGGGGCUUUGAAUGGAAUGCCCUGGUUUUGGUGAUUGUGCUGGGCUGGGUGUUUGUCCCCAUUUACAUUAAGGCAGGGGUGGUGACGAUGCCAGAGUAUCUGCGGAAGCGAUUUGGAGGCCAGCGGAUCCAGGUCUACCUGUCUGUCCUGUCCCUGGUGCUGUACAUUUUCACCAAGAUCUCGGCAGACAUCUUUUCUGGGGCCAUAUUCAUCAACUUGGCCUUGGGCCUGGAUCUCUACCUAGCCAUCUUUAUCUUAUUGGCAAUCACCGCCCUUUACACAAUCACAGGGGGCCUGGCGGCUGUGAUUUACACAGACACCUUGCAGACGGUGAUCAUGCUGCUGGGGUCUUUCAUCCUGACUGGGUUUGCUUUCCACAAAGUGGGAGGGUAUGGUGCCUUUGUGACAAAAUACAUGAAUGCCAUUCCAACUGUGACCUCUUAUGGAAACACCACCAUAAAGGAAGAGUGCUACAUCCCGAGGGCUGACUCCUUCCACAUCUUCCGAGAUCCUCUCAAGGGAGACCUGCCCUGGCCUGGGCUCAUCUUUGGGCUGACCAUCAUCUCCCUGUGGUACUGGUGCACAGACCAGGUCAUUGUGCAGCGCUGCCUCUCUGCCAAAAACAUGUCGCACGUGAAGGCCGGCUGCAUCAUGUGUGGGUACAUGAAGCUGCUGCCCAUGUUCCUCAUGGUGAUGCCAGGAAUGAUCAGCCGCAUCCUGUUCACAGAGAAAGUUGCCUGCACCGUCCCCUCAGAGUGUGAGAAAUAUUGCGGCACCAAGGUUGGCUGUACCAACAUCGCCUACCCGACCUUGGUGGUGGAGCUCAUGCCCAAUGGACUGCGAGGCCUGAUGCUGUCGGUCAUGCUGGCCUCUCUCAUGAGCUCCCUGACCUCCAUCUUCAACAGCGCCAGCACCCUCUUCACCAUGGACAUCUACACCAAGAUCCGGAAGAAAGCGUCUGAGAAAGAGCUCAUGAUCGCAGGAAGGUUGUUCAUGCUGGUGCUGAUCGGCGUCAGCAUCGCCUGGGUGCCCAUCGUGCAGUCAGCGCAAGGCGGACAGCUCUUCGACUACAUCCAGUCCAUCACCAGUUACUUGGGACCACCCAUCGCAGCAGUCUUCCUGCUUGCUAUUUUCUGCAAGAGAGUCAAUGAGCCGGGAGCCUUUUGGGGAUUGAUCAUAGGAUUUUUGAUCGGGGUGUCCCGUAUGAUCACCGAGUUUGCCUAUGGAACCGGGAGCUGCAUGGAGCCCAGCAACUGUCCCACGAUUAUCUGUGGUGUCCACUACUUGUAUUUUGCCAUCAUCCUCUUUGUCAUCACUAUCAUCGUCAUCCUGGCCAUCUCCCUCUUCACCAAGCCCAUUGCAGAUGUGCAUCUCUACCGCUUGUGCUGGAGCCUGCGUAACAGCAAAGAGGAGCGUAUUGACCUGGAUGCAGAAGACGAGGACAUUCAAGAUGCCCGGGAGGAUGCCUUAGAAAUAGACACAGAAGCUUCUGAGGAGAAAAAAGGAUGCUUCAGGCGGGCCUAUGACCUGUUCUGUGGCCUGGACCAGCAGAAAGGCCCCAAAAUGACGAAGGAAGAGGAGGCAGCCAUGAAGCUGAAGAUGACAGACACCUCGGAGAACCGUUUGUGGCGGAUGGUAGUGAACAUCAAUGGCAUCAUUCUGUUGGCCGUGGCUGUCUUCUGCCACGCCUACUUUGCCUGAGUCCUGCUUUCUGCUGCAGGCUGUGCUUGUGGAGGCUGGAGUCUUCACUCUGUCUCUCUUUGGUCCCAUUCAGUGGUGUUAAAGGGACACCAGCCAGUUGUAAACUCUGCCCUGUUGAUAAGUGUGUACAUUUGUAAUUACAGGCUAGCUGGAGAAAAAUCACUGAUUUGCUGUUAACUUAUAUAUUUGAGGCCAGUGUGGUACAAUCAUCUGUACAUAUCAGAGCCGCAGAAGGAAAUUCCCCUCAGUCCAGUGUCUAGGAAAAGGCAGACUAAGAUACAGAAGCCCCGUGAUGUCUGAUGCAAGUUUUUCUCAGGUAGAUUCAGCAUGUUAACAUUGUUUGUGAUCCUUAAAUAUUGCUUAAAGAGUUGUGGUCCCCUGACUACUACCACUUUCUCUAUCUAACCUCCCCCCUCAUUUUUUUUUGAAAGAAAGCAUCACCCUACCUCAUGAAAUCCUUGUCAAGUUUUCCUGGCACAAGAAAAAUCAAUCUGAUAAAUUGAUGAACACAUUGAACCUGAGGAUGGAAGCUUGAUGGGGUCUGUGUCCUGGGUGUUUGCUCUUUGAAGGAGAGGCCUGGACAUGGCAGUACCAGUGCCAAUACAAGGGAUCCAGGCACCAGCCUUGGGCCAGAGGGGAAAGCAGAUAAUCUUGAGUCAAGGGGGUUUUCUGGCUUUCUUGAAAAUGUUCAUUGUCAGUUCCUUGUGUUUGAGAUUUCAUUUAUUUGGCAUUUCCUGUGCCUGGACUAUCUUAGCCACUCAGUAAUGUUUGUGGACUGAAUGGAUGACAUGUGUAUUUGUUAAUAAAUGCUUGUUUUCUUUUUGGGCUUUUCUGGUGGCUUAGAUGACAAAGAGUCUGCCUGCAGUGCAGGAGACCUGGGUUUGAUCCCUGGGUUGGGAAGAUCCCCUGGAGAAGGAAAUGGCAACCCACUCCAGUAUUCUUGCCUGGAGAAUCCCAUGGACAGAGGAGCCUGGCAGGCUACAGUCCAUGGGGUUACAAAGAGUUGCACGUGACUGAGCGACUUCACUUUUCUUUUUGGUUAACCUCAUGGCUGCACAGAGUACACUCUCUGGUGACUAUAAUGAAUCGGGGUGCAUUUUCCAGAGGCUCCACUGCCUCGUGGCGCUGAUGUAACUGAUUCUGUGGGGGCUUAGUAAUUGACUCUGUGUCACAUAAAGAGCAAACAUGCCUCUGGCGGCACUUGUCAUCUCAGAGCAGCCGCACUCUCCUAAAACACUGAUACUUUUAGCCCAAGAUCCUCCUCCCUAUGAGUUCAGGUGGCCACAGCUCUUUUCCCUUAUGUGUCUUGAUUGGUGAUCAUCCAUUGAACAAGGUUAGAGUGGGUGGUCUCUGUUCCAGGUAGUAUUUUGUCCAACAUUUUUAUUUUCUGUUGUACCUCUUUCCUAAGGAGAAAUUUUAAAAAUUAAAUUUAAAUUUGAUUAAUCCUUUUAGUUCCACCUGUGAAAUCUAAUCAUUUUGUAAUAUAAUUCUGUGGAAGUCAUGUGGUUUGUAUUGACUGAUUUGAGACUAGCUUAGCAAAUAGGUGGGAUCUGAGGUAGUAGUUCCUGGGGUUUAAAAAUGGUUCAACAGGUAAAGAAUGGCUUGUUCUUAUGAAAGGAAAUGAAAAUAUUUGAUGUGCCCUCAUAUUUCCCUUAAGCCAUGCAGAGAAGAGGGAAGAGUGGAAAAUUUCACAUAGCUAGUAUUACUCAGAGUACUCAGCUUUGUGGGGAGUUUGUGAUAUUUUUGAGCUCAGAGAAGAUAAAGAAUGAUGACUGAAAGCUGGUGGACUGAGCAGGCAUUCAGUAUCUAGAUGUCCUAGAUUCUGUUUCUGACCUUGCCAAUGAUUCACUGUGUAUAUUGUGGUAAAUUAUUUUUUUCUCAACUGUGUAUUUUUCUUUUUGAAAAAAUGAGGACCUUGGUGCUUAUAGCAUAUACCUACCUCCUCUAGGUGUGACAAGGUCACUUUGAAAAGUGGAUGAGUGAAAAGAGGAUGGCAUCUUUCUUACAUACAUGAAGAAUGCCAACAGAUGUUAUAUUAAACUGCAUUUAGUCCUUUUCAUUAAAAUUUAUUACUUUGGUAAAAAAAAAAUAAAAACACUGAAAAGCCA
Molecule: messenger RNA, 5639 nt
Organism: Cervus elaphus (red deer)
Lineage: Eukaryota; Metazoa; Chordata; Mammalia; Artiodactyla; Cervidae
Gene: SLC5A1
Product: solute carrier family 5 member 1
Exons: 17
Coding region: 1537-3531 (664 amino acids)
Biological process (GO): transmembrane transport; sodium ion transport
Cellular component (GO): plasma membrane
Molecular function (GO): D-glucose:sodium symporter activity
Source: RefSeq, a predicted model, not a curated record